This is a messenger RNA of Aspergillus mulundensis, 462 nucleotides long. Its product is annotated as mitochondrial 54S ribosomal protein uL11m. Gene Ontology annotation, cellular component: mitochondrial large ribosomal subunit; ribosome. Gene Ontology annotation, biological process: translation. Gene Ontology annotation, molecular function: large ribosomal subunit rRNA binding; structural constituent of ribosome. The transcript is spliced from 2 exons. The record is from RefSeq and is a predicted model, not a curated record. The coding region runs from base 1 to 462 and encodes 153 amino acids. NCBI's taxonomy places the organism in Eukaryota, Fungi, Ascomycota, Eurotiomycetes, Eurotiales, Aspergillaceae.
AUGGCCAAGAAAGCGUUAGCCAAAGAUCAGAUUGUCAAGCUCAUCGUGGGGGCCGGACAAGCCAGUCCCAGUCCGCCCGUCGGUCCGGCUCUAGGUUCUAAAGGUGUCAAGAGUAUGGACUUUUGCAAGGAGUUCAAUGCCAGAACAGCACACAUCAACCCCGGCGUCCCUAUCCCCGCCCGCGUCACCGUCCGCCCUGAUCGCUCCUUUCACUUCGACCUCCGAACCCCCACGACGACAUACCUACUGCUGCAAACUGCCAGGGUAGAACCGCGCAAGGCCCGGAUUCGUGGUGCUCAGAAGCCCGGACACGAGUCCAUCGGGCGGAUCUCCCUGAAGCACGUUUACGAAAUCGCGAAGAUCAAGCAGUCCGAGACGAGAUUAUCGGGGUUGAGCUUGGAGGGGCUCUGCAAGUCUGUCAUGGCGCAGGCCAAGUCUGUUGGCAUCAAGGUUGUUCAAUAG